Chara braunii is the source of this 1913-nucleotide messenger RNA. The record is from the annotation of a GenBank genome assembly. NCBI's taxonomy places the organism in Eukaryota, Viridiplantae, Streptophyta, Charophyceae, Charales, Characeae.
UUGUACAACUAUCAGCCAGCCAGAGAUGGGCUCUGUGUAACAGAAAGAGGGUUGCCGCGUCCCAGUAAGGGAAUAAUGGUGCCUAUUGGAGAUGGUGGUUCAGAGCGAGAUAUCUCGGUUGAAGAUGCAGAAUGUUGUAUAUGUCUGUCAGCCUAUGAGGAUGGUGUUGAGCUGCGAGGCCUUCCAUGCCUACACCACUUCCACUCUGCCUGCAUUGACAAAUGGCUGCGGGCGAAAGCCACAUGUCCACUGUGCAAGUACAACAUUGCGCGGAAUGGCAACACUGCGGAGGAACCGUAAGAGAAAAGGAAGUGCAAGGGAAUGGAGCGGUUUUUAAAAUGCCAGGACAAGGGUGCAGCAGAGGGGCAUGUGAGCAGCAGGGGGGCUGAUGAGUGGUAGGGAUUGCUCUGGAAACCUGGUAAUUUUCAUCAGCUGGGAUUCAUUUAAAAUAUCCAUAUGUCUAUUGUUGAAAGCUAAGAACUCAGCAUAAUGAGUGAGAGAAAGGUGUCUUCAACCAUGCAUGGAGGCUGUGGGGUACGCUGAAGUUCAUUGCUGCAUGGAAAUGGGAUGUGAACCAUGUGAUAUCAUUCCCUGAAUGUCAGUGUAUUAAGUUUUGGUUAGGUCUGCAGAGGAAUUUUGUGUUCCAGGUUUCUUAUGCAAUGCGAAUAUCAAUGCAAAUGUGAGCCCAGGCUGAGGGGAUGCAACAGUGGUUGAGAAGUGUGCUGCAGGGAUGGUGAGAAGGGGGGGCUGAACAGGAGGGUGUAGGAUGGUCAUGAGUUGAGAUGUGCGCUUUUGACCGGCUCAAAAUGCAACCAUGGGCAACUAUCUGGAGGGGGAAAGUGCCAUAAAGAGUAAGUGGGAUGAGCAAACAUGCCAGAGUGAGUGGGUGAGUGCGCACAGCUGUGUCCCUCUCUUACUAAUUGGCAACUUGUGAUCCUCAGUAUCAGGUCCUGGGAGGAAAGUGCUGCCUUCAGCAGUGGGAAGGGGCAAGGUCGGAGGCAAGUGCAGAUUUCAAAGGUGGUUGUGAGGCAACUGGCUCCUCAAAAGAGUGCUACGGGAAACAGAGUGGACGGAAUGAGCGGACAUGCCAGAGUUGGUGAGUGUUGGUAGCUGUGUCUCUCUCUCUCUCAUUUUGGUGAGUGUUGGUAGCUGUCUCUCUCUCAUAAGUGGCACCGCAUGAGGAAGGUGAUGAUUUCAGGAUAAGGAAAAGAUGGGAGGAAGAGGGAAAGUGCUGACUUCAGGAAGUGGGUUCAAAGUAAGUAAGGGGACCGUGAACUGCUGAUUUCAGGAGCGGGGUGGUAAGAAGGAAUUCAGGUCUUAGUCUAUGGAGGUUGCAUGAAUAUGACACAUGGACUAGAUGGAUCGCAUGGGGGAUUCCAAGGCAUCGUGCUGGAGCAGAGGGGAAAGGAUUGAAUAACAAGAGGCUGGGGAAAAGCAGGAAUGAGGUGAAGAGAUAGAGAUAGAGGGGAGAGGUGGCCGAUGUUUGUAAUCAAGAUGUGAGGUUAUGAUGAUGGUCUGUUGACAUGGGCGCACAUAUAGUUUUCCUUGUAAGGCUUUGGUAGCUGUGCUGAACUCCCCAGGAAAGCAGUGCAGCCUACUGGCGGAUAUUCAUGUACUGAAUCCACAAUGAAAGCAACUUGUCGGCUAGCAGAUGCGCACUACUUUUGCUCACAUAUUAGGUGCACAAAGAUAUCUUGCUCUCACCGCUGUGCAAAUGGCAAGGAUUGUUUGUCAAAGAGUGUUUCCAUGAGACUAUCGAUUCGAGGCCAUGCUGCCCAGAUCAGUUGUGUGUCUGCAUACUAUGCGGAUUAUGAGACACACAGAAUUCCAAAGUAGACCAGUAUGCAAUCAUUGUUUGCCUUAGCUAUUGAAUUGUGUGCCCUUAAAGAUAUUUGUUACUCUGUCAAAAGACG